CGUGAUAAUAAUGCUGCCCGAAACAUUGGUCGUAUCUUCAUGCAAUACGUCCAAACUGGUAAUUUGAGAUCGCGACCACCGUCGAUGCGUCGUCCCGCUGGAGAAAAUGUAUUAGACGAUGCCCACGACGACGAGUUUGAAGAGGAGGAGGAAGACGAAGAAGAGCAGGCCUUGGCGCCUGUCAUGGAGUGAGUGGAGGGCCACUCCAACGAGAUACAAAUUGGGGGGAGACCCCCAGCCUACUGGUGUUCAGAUUUGAAGUGCCGAUAACUUUUUGACGUAGCAGGAGUGCAACCUCACAUUUCCACAGCUUUUGGGACUAGAGCGGUUAUGGAUUCACUCCAAGAUGUUUUCGAGGGUGCUGCUACUAUAGAGGAAAAUGCCAUCCAGUACUCGAUCUUUUUUCCUGUACUCUCGGAUCCCGACUCCAUGUUGGACCGAGUGCAGGAUUCCCUGGCAAUGAUCCGAUCGCUAGUCCAACCUCAUAUCAAUGACUACUUGUGGCAAAAAGAUCAGUUCUACUUAGCGAUCGUUCACGAUGAUUCCAAAGAUCCUGGCUAUCCAUACCUACACGGCAUUACACAUUUCGGCGACUGUAUUCACGACGAGUGGUUUAUCGUAUACCUUCUUCGACUGAUUACCGAGAAAAUAGCGAAUACGGUAGCAACACUCUACGACAAUGACGGCGAUGUGUUAUUGAUCGAGGCAGCCAUGGCGCUUCCUGCAUGGCUCGAUCCAAGCAACAGCCAGAAUCGUGUAGCCUUGUACAAAGGCGACGUACAUAUUAUACCCAUGCCGCGCACUCCCGCCGACUUGAUACAGGUACCCGUUGCAUUAACACAAGCACGCGCCGUCGAGAUCAUUCGCAAUCCUCGUAUAGAAACGCGUGCCGAUGCAGCAAUCCAGGAAGUGAUUGACGCACGCAAGGCCACCCACGACGAACGACACCUCGCGCGAUGUACAUUACCUGCACAUGCUGCCUAUGUGCUUCUCCAACACCCACAACUUCUUCCACUCGCCGUUGAGGCGUUCUAUCUUCGUGAUCCAGUCGGUCUCAAAGCAUGCAGCACAAUGCGUCGAUUUCCGCCGAACGAUUCCGUCACUACGACCGUUAAGUUUACAAAGACCACCUAUGCCCAAACUGUCAGCCAAAAGUUUUAUCCACCCAAACCAUUUCACUUGCCGAAACCUAGCAAUAAGCGCUCGUUUUUCAUGGCUGAACUCGGUAUGAAGGUUGCUUGUGGCCUGGAAAUGCUCUAUUAUCAAAGCAGCAGUAUUGACGCGAAUGUCGACGAGGAAGCACAGAAAACCAAAUCAAUUGCCGAAGAUCCCAAAUACAAGCAGUUUUUGUCUCGCUUGACGCGACUCGGUUAUUUCCGACAGGAACGAUCUGGAUCCAAGCUCUAUCGAGAGUUAGAACAACAAGCCCAGCAACAGUAUCGAGAAAUGCGACGAGAUGUGGACGACCCUGAGACGUUUGCGGGUAGCCAGGUGCUACCUAACCCGCACAAAACGAUCGAUAAUCUUUUAUCCACUUAUUCGGAAGAAGCGCUCGAUAAAUUGCUAAAGGCCAAUCCAGAUAUUGAAGACAACGAUGAUUGGAUGAAUGUGGAUCCACAGCAAUUGGAGGAGUUGUUGAACCAAAGAAUGGGUCAAAUGCAAAAUGGCAUGAUGGCGGAUUUCGAGCGUGAAAUAAACGAUGAGGACGACGACCCUAUGCCUGAAGGCGGCGUGGAUUUAGACAAGAUGAUGUCUCAGUUUGCAAAUUUCAUCGAAGGUAGCAAAAGUGGACUAGACGGUGUAGAUUUUCCAGGCGAAGAAGAAGAGGAUGAGGAUGACAGCGACUAUGAAGGAGAAGAAGAUGUGGAUGCCUCGUUAUCAUUCGACGCUGAGCGUUUCAUGAACAUUUUAACGAACGUGCUGGGUCCGGCACCCGGAGUUCCUGUUGAGCAAAAAGAGCAAGAACAACCGCUACAAAAAGAAGAAAAGGAUCGAUUAGAUGAGGAAGAGGAAGAGGAUGUUAUCAAGCAAAUGGACGAAGAGAUCAACGCACAAGAGAAGUUGGGAUCGUUUGCCAAGCAAACCGACGAUGUAGAUGCGCCUGUCGACGUAUCUCUUAAUCUAGUAAAGAACAUCCUGGAGAGUUACAAGAGUCAACAGGGUCUUCCUGGUCCUGCGGGUAACAUACUAGGACAAUUUGGCAUUGUUCUUCCAGCGGAUGAUGAAGAAGAUGACGAUGACGAUGAUCAUGAUCAGAAUGAACACCAAAAUGUACAUAAUUUAAAAAAGUAAUAAUAAUUUUGUUGUAAAUAAUUACACUAUUAUUACUAGGAAACGUAAAAAAAAAAGAGAACUACUACAUAGUACACAUUAGAAGGGGGGAAGAGGGUGAGAUUUUGAUUCUCUUUUGUUUUGUAGC
Molecule: messenger RNA, 2419 nt
Organism: Zychaea mexicana
Lineage: Eukaryota; Fungi; Mucoromycota; Mucoromycetes; Mucorales; Lichtheimiaceae
Product: SGT1 protein-domain-containing protein
Exons: 4
Coding region: 331-2292 (653 amino acids)
Cellular component (GO): nucleus
Source: RefSeq, a predicted model, not a curated record